Darwinula stevensoni is the source of this 4549-nucleotide messenger RNA. Lineage: Eukaryota; Metazoa; Arthropoda; Ostracoda; Podocopida; Darwinulidae. The record is from the annotation of a GenBank genome assembly.
GGACAAGGUGAGACGGAGCCGCAUCUCGUCUGGUAUUCCCAGUUUCUCACUGCGCAGUGUGUUGUCGCAUGUGAGACGGAUGCAGGUGUCCCGUCAUUUCUCCAUUCAUCUCCAGGACUAGCGUCAUAUUCUUUCAACGCGAGGACAUCCCAAGCUUCAUCAAACAUUAAAUCUACCAUGAUGACCAAAUCGUACACCUUCCUCUGCGCUUCCAUCCUUUCGCUCAUCCCAUCGGUGAUAGGACACCAAUACUGCCCAGACUGGAAGAAGAUUAUAAACAAAGAUUACACUCAGCAAGCGGCGCAGAGGCCAGUGGUGCAGAGGGAGCCAUGUAGAUGCACCAAAUCCCCCGAUGGCGACGUGACUGUGGAUUGCUCCAAAGCCAGGACAGGUUGGGAGAUCAGGGAGGCCUUCCAUGAUGCCUCCUGGCCCUCCACUCAACUUUGGAGAUUCGAGAUGAGGUCGAACACUGACGUGGAUGUAUUCCCAGAAAAUGCAUUCCAAAGCAUCUCCUUCGAGAGCAUAUACAUGUAUGGCACGGUCGUGAAAGCGAUCGAUCCAUCGGCCGUCCUUGCUUCGAAGGACAAGCUCGUUAGACUGGAAAUCCUAUUCAGCCGAUUGGAGGGGUUUCCCGUCGAAAUUCUUCCACAACUUCCAGGUCUCAGGGAUCUGGAUCUCUCCAACAAUCGCUUGACCUCUGUCCCAGCCCUUCAAAGCCAAAGCCUCGAAGAACUCUAUCUUCAGUCGAAUAAUAUUAGCAGAUUGGAGGAAGCUGGAUGGGUGACUCCCAAAUUGAGGAUGUUCUUCUUAUAUGGAAAUCCGCUGUCCGUCUUCCCCUCGGCAGUCAUUAAGAGUUUGGAGAGACUAGAGGAAUUUAGGUGCGGGGAAUGCAAUCUGGGACCUAUCCUUUCAAGUGGGCUGAUAGAGUUCCGCAGCCAAUCCUUGAAGGCGGUCUCGUUCAGUGGGAAUGGUAUAUCAAGAGUGGAGCCGGGAGCCAUCGCAGGCCUAACACCUAAUACAUCGGUUUCCCUACAAGCCAACGAGAUUGCCAUAUUGCAUGAAGAGAGCUUUCGCCCGAUUCUGGAGGUCCUCUCAAAGGGAAAUGGGGUUCUUUCUCUGGGAGAAGGAAUGCUCACAACCGGAGUCAUCACUCACGAACUGGGAGGUUUAACCUCUUCUGCCGUCUAUGUAAGGGUUUUGCCUGCAUCCAGGCUGACGAAAGAAACGUGCUGGAUCGAAGAUAGGGUUCGCACCGACUCAGGCCAGCAAAAAUAUUGCUGGGAUGCAGUCCUUGUGGACGCAAGUGACAAGAUCCUCUGUAGUGGAGCAUUCAUCGAGCGUCAAUUCGUCUCCACCACUGCCUCCUGCUUCUUCUACAACUCGAUAGGUAACAGCAGUGCAAUAGAUGAAGUCGGGGGAAGAAACUACACGGAAUGCGUCGAACAUGGGAAAUAUGUGAUUGGAAGCAUUGUGACCUAUGCGUGCAAUCAGCAUUAUAUUCUCAGGGGAUCACGGAUCCGGACCUGCACCGAGAAUGGUCAAUGGACGGGACACGUUCCAUUUUGUGAGCCCGAAUGUGGGAGAAGGGUGCAGCCAGUGGCGUUGUCAGCAGGGGGUACGCCAUCUGACAUAGGAGAAUGGCCGUGGCAGGUUGCCAUUUAUGAUACGAAGAGGGCAGAGCUCAUAUGCGGCGGGGCUCUGAUUCGGGAACAAUGGGUCCUGACCGCAGCACAUUGCCUGACCGUCGCAGGUACCUCAAGAAUUGGAAGCCGGAAUGACUUCCUUUUCUAUCUCGGGAAACACCAUCGGAACAAUUCCCUGGAUGAUGAAUUCGUGCAAGAGAAAAAGGCAUCUAAGAUCAUCCUGCAGGAAGAUUUCAGCUUACAGAACUUCGACUCUGACAUUGCCAUUGUGAAACUGAUGGAGCCCGCAGUGCUGACCAAGCGAGUCCAAUUGAUAUGUCUCCCAACCCUACAUGAUCUCUCGGAGAGAAAUCUCCAGAAUGGAAGUCGAGGAUGGGUAGCAGCUUGGGGCUUUAAUGGUUCUGAUAUCCUGAGUCACGUGCUGACGGAGGUGGAGAUCCCGGUGAAAUCCAAUCCCGAUUGUCGUCGGGACACCAUGGAUUUCACGCACGACCCAAGUCUUACUCGCACUCUCACCUCGAAUAUGUUCUGUGCUGGACACGAUAAGGACACUCCUCUCGAAGCUUACCAGUCUGUGUGUCCCGGGGAUUCGGGCAGUCCGAUGGUCUUUCAUACGCACGCCUCGCUGGAGAGUCGGUGGCAGGUGGAAGGCAUCGUCAGUCACUUUUUCAGCAGGGAGGCAUGCUCCAUGAGGCGCCCUGGACAGUAUGGUAUUUUCACAAAAGUCAAUCGGAAAUUCAAGAUGGACCAGAACACAAACGUGGUAGAGCUCCCAGAAGGAGCAUUACAAAACGUCUCCUUCGAGAGGAUGAACAUCCGCAACAGCGCCGUGAAGACGAUCCAUCCGUCGGCCCUCCUCUCUUCCGCAGAGACGCUAUCCGUGCUGGAAAUCUUCUCCUGUCACAUGGAGAGUUUUCCCUUCGACGUCCUCCCCCGGCUGACCAAACUCAGGGCUCUCAUCCUCCCGCUCAAUCGCUUCGCGUCCGUCCCGCCCCUUCGGAGCGGAAGCCUCGAGGAACUCUUUCUCAUGUGGAAUAAAAUUAUGAGGUUGGAGAAAGACGGAUGGGCGACUCCUAAAUUGAGAAAACUCGUAUUAGAUGGAAACCCAUUCUCGGAGUUCCCUUCGGACGUCAUCAGUGGAUUGGAGAGACUGGAGGAGUUCUCUUGCGCGGAAUGCAACUUGGGACCGAGCCUUCCGAGCGGGUUCCUCAAUUUCCGCAGCGAGACCUUGAAGGUGGUGAAUCUCGCUUGGAAUAAAAUUGCCAGGUUGGAGUCUGGAGCCAUCACAGGUUUGACACUCGAGACGAAUGUCGAUCUACAGCACAACAAUAUCGCCAUAUUCCCGAAGGAAAGCUUCCACGCCAUUCUACAAGUCCUGUCGCGCGGGAGCGGGAUCCUCAACGUAAAUUCAUUUUCCCCCGAAGGAGGAACACCAGUAGGGAAUACCAUUCAGUGCGAUUGUCAUGCUGAAUGGUUAGCGAACGACCGACUCUUCAAGAGCAUCGGCGGGAAGUGUCGAAACGGAAUCGAAUUUCAGAAAUUCAGCUGGAACGAGUUAGAAUGCCUUCAGCCCUGCCCCUACUCGUGCGUCCAGAUCGGCUUCUUCCCCCUCUGCAAUCCAGAGACGGUCAUCUUGUCGAAGGUGGAGGGCUGCCGAUCCCAGGAGCUGUGCUGCCAGCCGAACUUCCAAUCGAUCGCCGCGGCCAAGACGACGACUCCCCGACCGACAGACUGCGGUCUGACCCCGCGCCCCGACGUCCGGACGGGAAACGAAACGGAGAAGGAUGUCCUCGUGGAAGGCGAGACCGUCCCCGGGUCUUGGCCCUGGACCGCGGCUCUCAAGACGAAGGACGGGGAGUUCGUUUGCGGGGGGACCCUCGUCAACAGUCACUCCGUCCUCACGGCCGCCCAUUGCGUUUACAUGUAUGUCGGCCAUCGCUCUUCUCUCAUCAUCGUCCUAAACUUAGCUGUGAAAUAUAAGACCGCUUCUCCCUCUGAUGUUUUUCGGAGAAGGGAAGAUCCGGGCUCAUUCUACGUGUCCCUCGGCGAUCACGACAGACUUGAACCCGAGGCCGGUCAGCUGGACGUGAAGAUCAGGCAGAUCGUGAUCCAUCCGGCCUUCGAUAUCGACACUCUCCGGUACGACUUGGCGGUCGUUCUCCUGGACAAUCCGGCGCCCUUCCUCAACUAUCCCAAUAUUCGUCCCAUCUGCCUCCCGAAAGCCGACGAGCGUUUCGACGAGGCGAUCAGGGAGGGAGUAGUCGUCGGCUGGGGCCUUCCACAGAGAGGUGGUUUGAAGGUGGGGCCGCUGUCGAGAAAGGAAAAAAUGACGAUCGUUCAUAUAUUCCCUCCCGAGAUCUGCUCCAAAGUGAUCGGGUCUCUCUACGACGAAGAGACGAUGAUCUGUGCCUCGAGCCGGGAGGGACGAGUCUGCAACGGAGACGGAGGAGCGGGGCUGGCAACGAUAACCAGAUACACUCGACAUCCACGGGAAGAGCCAUCGAAGGGCCGGGUACCUGCGGGCGCAAACGAAGGAGCGUGCUCGAGAUCCCCGGUGUUUACUUUGGCAGGAGUGACGUCGUGGGCGAAAGGGAGCUGCGAUCCGAAAAUCCCGUCUGGAUACGUCCGUCUUUCGGCUAGCGUGAUGACUUGGCUCUCGAGGACAUCCGCCCACGGGUUCUUCUGCGCGGAACCUCGACGGUAGCAUUCGUGGAUCGCUCGCCCGACCAAAAUCAUGCCGAAAGAAGUCGAAAGGUCAUGGACAUUUCUGAAAGACGGUUUGCGCGGACGGCAACGGGAUACGGCUUCUACACGGGCUUGGAGUUUCAUGGAUAUUAUUUGACUUUUUUUGUUCUUGUAAAUAUAUGCGUCUCCACUUGCAUACUUUGAAUAAAGGUAUCUCCACG